GAGCCCGCUCCUCAGGCCGCCCCUCCCCCGCGCCCUUCCUGCCCCCGCCGCCUCUCCUCACGGCCCCGGCGGUUUGGCCGCCAGUCUGUCAGAUUCUUUUCGCCAGCGGACGCGCCAUCCCUCGCGUCAUAUUCCUCCGCCGGGAAAUAGUCCGUCCCUUCUCUGUCUCUCCCCAGCGCCCCCACCCCGAGGAGGGGAAAAAGAAAAAAAAAAACCACCACCUCUCCUGGCCGUCGCCUUCUCACGUGACUGACUCGCUAGCUAGGAAGGAAGGAAGGCGAGCGAGGAAGAAAGGCGUAGCAUCGGAAAGCCGAGCGGUGCUGCUUCUCUUUCCUGCCUCUCACAUCAGAAAGGGGCGGGGAGUGACUGGAUUGUAGGGCUGGGCGGAGGCGGCCGCGAGCCCAGGCGCUGCUACUGCUACUAGGAAUGAAGAGGAUGGUGGUGGCCUGCUUGCGAUAAAGCGAAGCGGAAAAGGGGCUGGGAGAGACUAAAAAAGGGGGGCGCCCUCCUUUCAGGGUGGGAGCCCCGAUCUUUACACUCUGCUUUUCUUCUCUUCGCUGAGAGGACGAAACGGAGCAGAGAAAAGGAAGAGAAACCAGAGGAGGAGAAAGUCGGUCCGAUAGGGAAGAAAAGCUAACAGCUAACAACCAUGUCAGGGCGCCCGAGAACCACCUCCUUUGCAGAAAGCUGCAAACCGGUGCAGCAGCCUUCAGCCUUUGGCAGCAUGAAAGUUAGCAGAGACAAAGAUGGCAGCAAAGUGACUACAGUAGUAGCAACUCCCGGACAAGGUCCAGAUAGGCCUCAAGAAGUUAGUUAUACAGACACUAAAGUGAUCGGGAAUGGAUCUUUUGGUGUUGUUUAUCAAGCCAAACUCUGUGAUUCAGGAGAGCUGGUUGCCAUUAAAAAAGUUCUGCAAGACAAGAGAUUUAAGAAUCGAGAGCUUCAAAUCAUGAGAAAGCUUGAUCAUUGUAACAUUGUCAGAUUACGUUAUUUCUUUUACUCCAGUGGAGAGAAGAAAGAUGAGGUAUAUCUUAAUUUGGUGUUGGACUAUGUUCCUGAGACAGUAUACAGAGUGGCAAGGCAUUAUAGUAGAGCCAAACAGACACUCCCUAUGAUAUUUGUGAAGUUGUAUAUGUAUCAAUUAUUCCGAAGUUUAGCCUAUAUCCAUUCCUUUGGAAUAUGUCAUCGGGAUAUAAAACCACAGAAUCUUUUGUUGGACCCUGACACAGCUGUUCUAAAACUUUGUGAUUUUGGAAGUGCAAAGCAGCUAGUUCGUGGAGAGCCUAAUGUCUCUUACAUCUGCUCUCGAUAUUACAGAGCACCAGAGUUAAUUUUUGGAGCCACAGAUUAUACUUCUAGUAUAGGUAUGUAUUUGUUUUUUCAUUUUAAACUGAAUUGCACCCUUUCCUGGAUCGUGAAACCCAGCCCUCAGUCACUCAUACCCCAUCAUUGCUUGGUUGGAUUACUGCAGUGCGGUCUACAUGGGGCUAUUCUUGAAAAAUAUUGGGAAACUACAACUGGAACACAGAGUACAGCAAUGCGGGCAGUUUUGGAGGCUCCUAGGGUGGUGCAUGUCCUUGGAACUCCCACAAGAGAACAAAUUAGAGAAAUGAAUCCAAAUUAUACAGAAUUUAAAUUUCCUCAGAUUAAAGCACAUCCAUGGACUAAGGACUCGUCAGGAACAGGACAUUUCACCUCAGGAGUACGGGUCUUCCGACCCCGCACUCCACCAGAAGCAAUAGCUCUAUGUAGCCGUCUGUUGGAAUAUACCCCAACUGCCCGCCUGACUCCACUGGAAGCAUGUGCACAUUCUUUCUUUGAUGAAUUACGGGACCCAAACAUCAAAUUACCAAGUGGUCGAGAGAAACCUGCACUCUUUAAUUUCACUACUCAAGAAUUGUCAAGUAAUCCAUCUCUGGCUUCAAUCCUCAUACCUGCUCAUGCUCGAAAUCAAGCCGCUGUUUCAACUCCUACCAAUACUCCAGCAGCCUCAGAUGCCAGUGCAGGUGAUCGAGUUCAGACCAAUAAUGUAGCUUCUACAUCAGCUUCCAACUCCACCUGAACUGAUCUCAAGCAGCAGCUUAUACAGGAACAAUCACCAGUAAUUUUGAGUCUUACUCAGCAAUACUGGUCACAUUUGGAAAGAAAAUGUAAAAAGAAGGGGAAAAACUGUUCAUUAUAGUGUUGGAUUUUUAAAAAUUGUUGUUCUUAUUUAACCUUGUAAAAAACCAGUUUCAUUGUAUGCUCACUCUGCAGGCUCUUUGGGGCAGGGGAAUAAGUGGGGUGGGAAAAGGGAAAUGGAUUAUUAGAACACCAAAUUUCUCUUCCCAUGACAAUCUUCUAAUUUCAAAUAAUUGCUGUUGUGUACUUUAGAAUCAGGAAUCUUAUCUGACGUCCUCCAACAAUCACCGCCAUCACCAGAAAAAAGGAAAGAAAGAAACCCCUCAUUCUGCUGAAGCCUUGUAUUUUUAAGUGAUGUUUCAAUUUUUGGUGUAGUGCACAACUUGAAUUUGGUUAGGAGUUUAACAGAAGUUGCUCAUCUUGAGUAUUAUUUGCUGGAAUUAAAUGUCUUCGUGUUAGGUGAGGAGGAAGAACAAGAUGAGGUGCUACAAUAUGCUGAGUUGCCAAAGGGAAUUAUGAAGGAGGAGGGAAGUUACAGUGUGGAAAAAAAAAAGCUUGAAAUAAUAAGGAACAAAUCACCUUAAAUUUCAUUUGCCUCUAAAGAAUUCUGCAGACAUACACUAUUGGCUUGAAUGUACCUAUCCCAAUGUUUUAGGAGUUGGAUAUUUAAAAAAUCUGGAAAGCAUAGAAGAAAGCAUGAUUAAUCAUAUCCACACCUCAGUAGAUGGGAGUAGGUGUGCAUAUCCCUCCAUGUGCAGAAAAUAGAAAAUUCCUCCUGCAUUCUGUUCAUUCAUUUUGAUUCUAAGUUGAUUUCUUUCUUGAAGAACAACACUGGGAAAAAGAUGCAAGGAUAAAAUGUGAAUGGACAUACUAUUUUCAUAGCAUGCAGUGUUUUUAAGUUGAUAGAUUUAUUUAACAGGGUAGAUUUAAAUCCUGCUUUAUAUUUAAAUGCACCUUUUUCAGUCUCUUCUUUUCUAACCUUUGCUCCUGUUUCCUAUGUCUUUGUUCUGGAUAAUUAAAUUGUGGCCAAAGGUCUCUGUGACAUGAAAGCAAUAUGCCUUGAAACAGUUUGAGAAAAAAUGUCAUUACUAAUGCACGAAGCACUAAUGGGUUCUUGUGACUAGCUUCCUCUUUGAUUUGAUAGCUGUACUUAUUUAGCUUUACAUCGAAUUCACUUUACCUUGCAAAAUCUUUCAUUGGUGAACCUUUUGAAAUUAGAUUUGGACCAAGGAGAGCAAGUAGUUUAUAUUCAUUUCUUAGGUGUGAAGCCAUUAAGAGAAGUAGGGUCUCAAAUGGAGAAUGGGGCAUGGUCAGAAAAGAGUGGCGGCUUCUCUAAAAAAAAUCAGAUGACUUUAAAGACCACACAAAUGAUUACGUAAACUAUUUUUAAGAGCCACGAGCCGGGAAGCCAUCUUUCAAAAACUAAAGCUGACUAGAAAAUAAUCCAUAAUGGAUGAGAGGCCUGGAAAGACUGUCUUGCUGCAUGGCUUGAGCCCACUGGCAUCUUCCAUGUUGAUUGGUGGCCAUCAUAGUCAAAGCUCAGUUUUGUGGUCUGAAUUCAGAAAUAGGAAAUCUUAGGAGGUUUUGUAUUAUUUUCAUUGGUUUAAAUAAUAGGAGAGAAUAAUUAAAAGCUUUAACACUUUUUUUAGUGUGUGUGUGUGUGUAUGUGUGUGUAAAAACCAGGAUCCUGAUCCCCCCCCCCCAAGGAUCAUGGCAGAACUGCAAGCAAAAUUUUAUAUAAAUCUAGAUCCAGGUGUUUCAGUAUCAUUUUUUGUAAAUAAACUGACAAAAGCUCCUCACCAAAUUCAAGUAUGUACAUUAGUUCUUAAACUUUUAAGUUGUAUUGCUUUAUAUGUAAAUACGUGGACACAGGAACUGUUAUUAAUGAACAAAUGUUACCAUUCAGGGCAGUUAAUUUGUUUUAAUAAUCAGACAAAAUGUAGACAAGCUUUUUAAAGCCAUAUAAUUCUAACUAUGUACAGUAGAUAACUGGCCUGUAUUAUUGUAACGAUAACUUUAGCAAUGUAUAGUGUAUCUAUAUAGUUUGGAGUGCCUUUGCUUCCAUGAUUUUUUUUCCCUUCCUUUUUGUAACAGAUGCCUCAUAGGUGCAGAUAUGCUUUCCUUUUUUCAGCCAUUUCAUGGUCAGUAGCAGCAUUAAAAGAAAAUGCACCCAAACAUCCAUGGCUGUUCUCAUCCUGAUGAAUCGAUAGCAAUGAGUUACGGCUCAGCAGUAUCAGGAUAGUCACCAUUUUCCCCAGUAUUCACUUGCUCACUUAUUUAAGUAUAUCCCCACUGCAACUGGUUUCAUUAUGUAGAUAACAUCUUGAUAUCUAAAAUGACAGGUUUAUCUUUUACAGAUUUUUCUUGCCCAAUGUGUUCUUCAGUGGGUCCUGUUGGAUCACUGCUGCUUAGAGCUUUUGCUUGGCCAUGUUGUUCAUUCAGAGACAGAAUUGGACAUUGUAAAAUAAGUAAGCAACUGUAACUGGGGAGGGAAGAACAGGGAUCACAUGCAUUCACCUGUAUAUUUUAGAUCUAAUAAUCUUGCAAGCCUUUUUGGACAGAAAAAAAGUUGUGGUAUUAAGUGUCUAUUACCAUAGAUUAGCACCUCCGUUCUCAUUUACUUGCCAAUUUUUUUAUGAACGUUAUUUUUUGUGCUCGACACAAGGGCCUUGCUUUUAAAACUCUGCUCAUAUAUAUUCAACUUUUCAUAUUCUACAUGAGGUUUUUUUAAUGGCGAAAUGCUGAACUUUUUAUCAAACCAAAGGUUGCUUUUUUAAAAGCUUUUUGUAAUCAUCUUCUGUUCAUUCCAGUAAGACAGAGGAUGCCAUUUUUCUGGCGACAUAAAGGUCAGUGAAAGUAUUUUGUUUCUGACAGUCCACUUGGAAUUUAAAUUUUAUGGUUUGUUUUUAAAUGAAGUACCGUAUAGUCUCUCAAUCUAUCCUUAGUCUGCGUUGCAGUUGUGCAUAAUCCUAAAAUGGCAUUAAUGAUAUUCUCUGUGUCAUUCAUUGAAAAUCAGAAAAAAGGCACUAGUAAUCUUAAUUUUGAAGUAUGUCCUUUUCAAACAAUGUUACUGAUUUUUUUUAAACAGAUUAUUUUAAUGUCAUCUAGCUGGUGCUUGAACAAGCUUCCUUCUAUGAAUAAGCCAAGAAAUAGUUGAUGUCGGCAAUUAUUGUUAAUUUAAAACAAUCCCAAAUUAAAAAUGUUAUCAGCAUUUUUCUCCAUUAAAUAUCUUAGCCUCUAGAGAUCAAAGCCAGUAAUAAAAAGCACAGUUUGUUGUCUAGCCCAGGACUGAUAUUUUUCAGAUGUGCUCAUCAGAACUCCUUUUAAUUCCUAAUAUUUCUACAGGAACUAAUUCCUUGCUUCAUUUUGCAACAAGGCAAUAAAAGCAAAAUGACUGGUACCUAAAGGGUUAGCUUGAGAUAUGUUUCUUCCUAGUGUUGUUUGUUCUUGGUUUUUUGGGAAAAAACACAAAAAACCAUUUAUAUAUAUAAAUAAUAUGCUUGCUUGUAAAAUUUGCAUUUGUUACUAUGUUGCUGAUCACUUGGGCUUGUACACACAAUUAACGUGAUCACUUUCAUCUUAAAAGCAGAGUUCUAAAUAUAUAUAUAAUGGACUGUGGGUUGUAUACAAACUCUUGCAUACACACGCAAAGCUGUCUUGACUCAAAGAAGCAAAACAUGUAUAACGUUAUUACUACUUGAAUGCCUCUGUGACUGAUUACUUUUUCAUUUUAAGUAUAAACUUUUUGUGGUAUGUAUGCUUAAUGUUCAUUAUUUUAUCUCCUCCCUUCGGCUCCUUUGUAAAUACAUUAUGUUCUGUGUGACUUGGUUCAGAAAUAGUUAACUGGUACUGUAAUUUGCAUUAAAUAAAAUGUAGGUUAGCCUGGUCAUGAAAUUUAAAAA
Messenger RNA from Notechis scutatus (mainland tiger snake), 6023 nucleotides. The record is from RefSeq and is a predicted model, not a curated record. NCBI's taxonomy places the organism in Eukaryota, Metazoa, Chordata, Lepidosauria, Squamata, Elapidae.